Erinaceus europaeus (western European hedgehog) is the source of this 2335-nucleotide messenger RNA. It is a transcript of the gene FSCN1, whose product is annotated as fascin actin-bundling protein 1. Lineage: Eukaryota; Metazoa; Chordata; Mammalia; Eulipotyphla; Erinaceidae. Gene Ontology annotation, biological process: establishment or maintenance of cell polarity; actin filament bundle assembly; cell migration. Gene Ontology annotation, cellular component: cell projection membrane; ruffle; growth cone. The record is from RefSeq and is a predicted model, not a curated record. Gene Ontology annotation, molecular function: protein-macromolecule adaptor activity; actin filament binding. The transcript has 5 exons. The coding region runs from base 104 to 1585 and encodes 493 amino acids.
ACCGUGCAGCGCUGCGGAGGGAGCGCGCGGGCCGGGCCGGGGGAACAAAGGAGUCAGCGCCGCUGCCGCCUCCGGGACGCCCAUCCGGGGGGCCGCCGCCACCAUGAGCGCCAACGGCACAGCCGAGGCGCUGCAGAUCCAGUUCGGCCUCAUCAACUGCGGCAACAAGUACCUGACGGCCGAGGCGUUCGGCUUCAAGGUGAACGCGUCGGGCAACAGCCUGAAGAAGAAGCAGAUCUGGACGCUGGAGCAGCCGCCCGACGAGGCGGGCAGCGCGGCCGUGUGCUUGCGCAGCCACCUGGGCCGCUACCUGGCGGCCGACAAGGACGGCCACGUGACCUGCGAGCGGGAGACCCCCGACGCCGACUGCCGCUUCCUGGUGGUGGCGCACGACGACGGGCGCUGGUCGCUGCAGGCCGAGGCGCACCGGCGCUUCUUCGGCGGCACGGAGGACCGGCUGUCGUGCUUCGCGCAGAGCGUGUCCCCGGCCGAGAAGUGGAGCGUGCACCUGGCCAUGCACCCGCAGGUCACGCUCUUCAGCCUGGCCCGCAAGCGCUAUGCGCACCUGAGCGCGCGGCCGGCCGACGAGCUGGCGGUGGAGCGCGACGUGCCCUGGGGGGUGGCGGCGCUGGUCACCCUGGCCUUCGAGGGGCAGCGCUACAGCCUGCGCGCCGCCGACCACCGGCUGCUGCGCCGCGACGGCCGCCUGGUGGCGCUGCCCGAGCCCGCCACCGCCUUCACGCUCGAGUUCCGCGCGGGCCGCGUGGCCUUCCGCGACUGCGACGGCCGCUACCUGGCGCCGUCGGGCCCCACCGGCACGCUGAAGGCGGGCAAGGCCACCAAGGUGGGCAAGGACGAGCUGUUCGCGCUGGAGCAGAGCUGCGCGCAGGUGGUGCUGCAGGCGGCCAACGACAGGAACGUGUCCACGCGCCAGGGGAUGGACCUGUCUGCCAACCAGGACGAGGAGACAGACCAGGAGACUUUCCAGCUGGAGAUCGACCGAGACACCAAGAAGUGUGCCUUCCGCACGCACACUGGCAAGUACUGGACGCUGACGGCCGCAGGGGGUGUUCAGUCCACUGCCUCCACCAGGAAUGCCAGCUGCUACUUUGACAUCGAGUGGCGAGGCCGCCGCAUCACCCUGCGUGCCGCCAACGGCAAGUUCCUCACCGCCAAGAAGAAUGGGCAGCUGGCUGCCUCCGUGGAGGCCGCAGGGGACUCGGAGCUGUUCCUCAUGAAGCUCAUCAACCGGCCCAUGAUUGUGCUGCGUGGGGAGCACGGCUUCAUCGGCUGCCGCAAAGUGACGGGCACGCUGGAUGCCAAUCGCUCCAAUUACGAUGCCUUCCAGUUGGAGUUCAACGACGGCGCCUACAACAUCAAAGACUCCACCGGCAAGUACUGGACAGUCAGCAGCGACUCGACGGUCAGCAGCAGCAGCGACACGCCCGUGGACUUCUUCUUUGAGUUCUGCGACUACAACAAGGUGGCCAUCAAGGUGGACGGCCGCUACCUGAAGGGGGACCACGCGGGCGUGCUCAAAGCCUGCGCGGACUCCAUUGAGCCUGCCACACUCUGGGAGUACUAGCCGCUGGCCCCGCCUCCAAUCCGGAGACACGCCCACGUCAGGCUCUGGGCCCCGCCCCAACCACGCCCCCAAACGGCCCUGGCCCCGCCCCUGCCGUGUGGGUCCCCUCCCUCUGCCACGUGCCUGCCUGGCACCUCUUUUCUGACCUCGGCCGACUCUGAGCCUUAUGCCCCCGUCCCCCGGGGACCCCGGGUGUAACUGGAAGUCCUGCCUGACCCCACCCCCAGCUCCCCAUGCUGGGACCCCAGCCCCUCCACCCCUGCCCCCUCACCUGGCCUGACUGGAAGCAGAAAGUGACCAAAUCAGUAUUGUUUGCUUCUUAUUUUUUAAUGGAAACUCAUGGGGUACAGCCCACGGGGGCAGGGGCAUCUCUGGAUGUAUCUUGGGGAACCCCUGCCCCACCUUCAUGAACCUCCCCCACCCACCCCAUGCCCGGUGGUGCUAGACCCUGCGAGACCCCCCAGGCCAACUCACUUCCAUCCCCCGUGGGACCGGUGCCCCUUGUCCCACUGGAGUCCGUGGUCCCUAUCUGUGAGACCAUCACUCCCACUCUCCGGGGUCCUGGAUGCCUGGCCCCUAGCUCUGGCUGCAUCUCUUCUCCCUCCCCCCCCAUCUGUCAUCUCCAUGGUGGGUGCCCCUCCCCGGGCCUCUCCAUCUUCUACUUUUUUGUAAGUGGCAUUUGUGUGACUCAGGUCACCACGUUGUAGCUUCUGACUGGAAAGAGGAAAAUCAAUAAACAGUGUGACUGCA